AUGAAGUUCGGAAUUAACGUAGAUGCAGCGAGAAGCGGAUUGGGUGCGAGAUUAUACCAAUACCGUGAGGGAGAAGAAGCGAAAUACACGAUCGCAUAUUUGAGCAGGAGUUUGAAAGGCGCCGAAAUGCGUUACACCAUUACUGAAUUAGAAUGCUUAGCAUUGGUAUUUGCCUUGAGAAAAUGGCACACGUUAUUAAUGGGAAGACACGUGAGAGUUCACACAGACCACAAAGCUCUACAAUUUUUGAGUACGUGCGUUCAAAACAAUCAUCGCAUAGCGAGAUGGUUCGAAUUCAUGCAAGAAUUUGACCUCGAGAUAAUACAUAUUCCUGGUAAGGAGAACGAGAUUGCGGAUACUCUAUCGAGAUCCAAUGAGGACGAAGAUCCGGAUGAAGACGACGUAAAGCGCAUAGCGCUGAUCAGAGAUCAUUAUGAUGGAGCAAACACAGAAGAAUGGAUACCAUGGUUACAAAGGAUCCAAGCACAGGACGAAGAACUACAAAUAGCGGUACAGGAGCAACCGGAAGAGGUCUACCGAAGAGACGGUUUGAUCCGAAUUCACCUAGUCUACGAUGGUCCAUAUCGUGUGGCGCGAGAAGUGCGCGAAAAUGCCUACUUGAUAGAGAGUUUAGAUGGACAGCCGAAAGGAGUCUAUAACUCACGGCAGUUAAGACCGUACAGAAGACCAAUCCUAAGAGAGGACCAAGACAAUAGCGACGGGGAAAGUAACAAUUCGCAUAGCGAAAAUGAGAAUUCACAUCAGGAAGAUGAUGAUUCGACAAACGAAGAUAUAAAUUCACAACGUGAAGAUUCAGAAGAUUUUGAUAGUCAAGAAGACGAAUUAGAAAUUUACGUGAUUACGAUGCACGAGUUUACGUCAUCGGAAGAGGACGACACCGACUCGGACUGCGAUUGGACGUUACUAACCCAGACAGCCGAGGAGUACGAUGAACGUUCCAACAUAAUAAAUAUUAACAUCAAUGAAGAUUUAAACAAAGAGCAACAUAAUUCUGCCGAAAAGCAAAGUAAAACUAAUCAAUUAACCGGUACGUCAACAAUGAAGACAGCCGAGGAGAUUAAAAGUGAACAAUUAAUAAAGACGGAUAUAAAAAUCGAAAAUGCCGAGGAGCAACUCGAAGAUGCCGAGGAGCAUAAUUAUCAACCAAUAACAUCACAGGAAGAUAUCAAGAAAGAAAUUAAAAUAGAAAUUACCGAGGAGAACACCUCGAGACAAAUAAACACAGCAAGAAAUGCCGAGGAGCAAUUAGAACCAAUCAAAGAGGAGAUAGGCGAAAAUGCCGAGGAGAACGCCGAAAAGCGUGAUAAACUACUUAAAGAAGAAAAAUUUAGCCAAUCCGAGAAGGACAACAUUGAAGAACGAAUAACUGAAAGGGAGAAAGAAAUUAGUGAAAAAUUAAGUGACAUCAAGAGAGAAGAA
Temnothorax curvispinosus is the source of this 1440-nucleotide messenger RNA. Its product is annotated as myb-like protein V. NCBI's taxonomy places the organism in Eukaryota, Metazoa, Arthropoda, Insecta, Hymenoptera, Formicidae. The transcript has 2 exons. The annotation marks the transcript as partial. Gene Ontology annotation, molecular function: nucleic acid binding. The record is from RefSeq and is a predicted model, not a curated record.